Molecule: messenger RNA, 2858 nt
Organism: Chlamydomonas reinhardtii
Lineage: Eukaryota; Viridiplantae; Chlorophyta; Chlorophyceae; Chlamydomonadales; Chlamydomonadaceae
Exons: 10
Coding region: 244-1896 (550 amino acids)
Biological process (GO): mRNA splicing, via spliceosome
Cellular component (GO): spliceosomal complex
Molecular function (GO): pre-mRNA 3'-splice site binding
Source: RefSeq, a predicted model, not a curated record
CAUUACUUUUCACAUAACAAGUUAGUGUUGGUUUGUGGACAAAGUGCAAACGCCACGAGAGGGCUGAGCGAGCACUUACAUCUUGGGCCAACCCGGCCUCGGCGUGGCAGAGCCUCUUUACAACCUUAAUACUAAAUUCAAGCGAAGCUCACGUAGCCACUAGAAGGAGCUGAGCUGCAGCGGCUUGCGCGGAGUGUAGCCGGGCCAAAUCGUUUUUCUGCAGCUAGCUAGCGGCCGGCGAGGAUGUUCAAGACGGGUGAUGAAUGGCGUCGCCAGAAGGAGCUGGAGGAGGCCCGAAAGGCCGGUCUGGCUCCAGCGGAAGUGGAUGAGAACGGCAAGGAGAUUAACCCUCAUAUUCCCCAGUAUAUGGCCACGGCGCCCUGGUACCUGAACUCCGACAAGCCGACGCUGAAGCAUCAGCGUAACUGGAACGAUAAGGGUGGGGACUCAGACAAGUGGUACGACCGCGGCGCUAAGGUCUACCAGGCGACAAAGUGGCGCAAGGGCGCCUGCGAAAACUGCGGCGCCAUGUCGCACAAGACCAAGGACUGCCUGGAGCGGCCGCGCGGCAAGGGCGCCAAGUACACCAACAAGAAUAUUGCGGCGGACGAGAAGGUGGAGGACAUCAAGCUGGUGGGCUUCGAGUCCAAGCGCGACCGCUGGAAUGGCUACGACGCGCAGGACUAUUCGCGCAUCAUGGACCGCUUCGAGCAGCUGGAGGAGAUGCGCAAGGAGAUCCGCAAGAAGGAGGAGCUGGACAAAAUCCACAAGGGCGAGAAGGGCGCCAAGGAGGAUGAGGUGGCGGAGGCGGGAGAGGAGGGCGGCGCCGCGGAGGAGGACGACGAGACCAAGAUCAAGGACGAUGAGGAGGCCGGCUUCGGUGAGGUGAAGAAGCGUGUGCGCACCACCGCGGGUGGCAGCACUGGCUCGGUGCGCAACCUGCGCAUUCGUGAGGACAUCGCCAAGUACCUGCUCAACCUGGACGUCAACUCCGCACACUACGACCCCAAGUCACGCUCCAUGCGCGAGGACCCGCAGCCCGACAAGCCCGCCGCGGAGAAGCUGUUCCACGGAGACAACUUCGUGCGCAGCGGCGGCGAGUACUCGGCGUGGCAGAGCCUCACCGUGCACUCCAUCAACGCGCACGAGAAGGGCCUGGACGUGCACAUGCAGGCCAACCCCUCGCUGGCCGAGAUGCUGUACAAGCAGUUCAAGGAGAAGAAGGAGCAACUGGAUGGCAAGGACAAGGAGGACGUUGUGGCCAAGUACGGCAGCGCCGCCGCACCCGUGCCCGAGGACGUCAAGGCGCUGGCGGCCAGCGAGCGCUACGUCGAGUACGACCGCACGGGGCGGGUGGUCAAGGGCGUGGAGGUCAAGGCCAAGAGCCGCUACGAGGAGGACGUGCUCAUCAACAACCACACGUGCGUGUGGGGCUCCUGGUGGCGCGACGGGCAGUGGGGCUUCGCCUGCUGCCACUCCACGGUCAAGAACAGCUACUGCACGGGCAAGGCGGGUGAGAGCGCGGCGGCGCAGGUGGACGCGGCCAUGCUUGCCAACAUGGAGGCGGCGGCGCGCGAGAAGGAGGCGGCGGACCUCAAGAAGCGCCAGGAGUCCAAGCUCAACGACUACAAGGGCUACAACACGGACGUGUGGGGCAGUGAGGGGCCGGACAAGGACCUGGACCCCAAGAAGGUGGACGCGGCGAUGAAGAAGCUGGAGGAGCGCGAGAAGGCCGCCAUGGAGGGCGACAAGUCCAAGCGCAAGUACAACAGCCUGGAGGGGGCGGGCGGCGAGCACGUGACGCCGGAGGAGAUGGAGGCCUACCGCAUCAAGAAGAGCCGCGGGGAUGACCCUGUGGCAAAGGGCGCGGGCACUGACGGAUACGACCUCUUGUAGGGGUCUGCUGCGAGGGCCGCCUGGACUGGAUUGAUUUAGAUUGAUGCAGACGGGAUGGGGAUCAGACGGGAUGGGGCACGCUCUUACCUCAAGUUUGAGAGGGCGGCAUGGGGCAUGUGCUGGUAAGUAUGGGUAGGGUAGGGCGCUGUGCAAGCGGUGGCGGUAGUGUGGUGGACAGAUUGCACCGGUGGCGAGGCGGGUUACAGGCAGUCACUCCGCUGGUAGGGUGUGUGCCCACAACCUGUACAGUACAGCGACUAAAAUUAGGUGCCUGGCAAGAGGUUGAAAUGAAGCUGGGCUGUCUUUUGAGGUGGGGGCUUGGUGGGACUGGCUUGACAGCUGACGACAUGGUUGCAGUCAGGCUGCGGCGACGCAGGCACUAGCGUGUUUGGACUGGACACGGUUGGUUGACACCGUGGCCAUGCUGCUUUGGCGUGCGCCCACGCACACAAACUCAACAACAAUAAGGAACUCAAUUUUGUGCAGGUCGGAUGUCUGGAUGUCUGUGUUGUGUGGUGACGUAUGUGGACUGGCUCAGACUGACUUCGAGGGACGUGGGCUGGCACUGGGUGGAGGCACGGGCCAUGGGUGUGAUGGGCUCUGGGCCUGCACGCUUGCUGUUGUUGUUGUACGUGGUUACAAGGUAAUUCACGCAACGCGCUUUCCUGCCCUUGUCGAAAUCGACUGCGGCCUGCCCCGAGGGCCGGAGAAGGCGGGUUCAGGCGGGUUAUGAUGGAACAUGGCAAGGGGCAGGAAAGCGUAGUCCCGAUGUUCAGGCGGGUUCAGGCGGGUUAGGUGGGACGUGAGGCUAGAUAGCAUGUGCACGUAUGAAGCCGUGGUUAGGGCGGUGAGGGAUGCACCAGGCGUGUCCUGAUGAAUUCUGAUUUCUGAUACAUUUGUGGGAGUCAAGAGGAGACAAUGCAAGCGUGCAGGCGCGUGCAAGCAAGCAGACAUGGAGCCCC